GCCGCCUCUUUCUAAGAAAUUGAAUGAGCUGAUCGCUUCGUACCCUCAUCACAGGGCCUCUCCCCGAAGAACCAUCUCAUUGUCCACUUCGAUCCAAUCCUAAACGCCAUUUACGGACCCUCCGCCCCAGACUUUGCAUGCUGGAACUCUCCGACAGUUUUUUUUGUCAUCAGUAUCGAUUGCAGAUUGUUGUUUCGAAGAAGAUGGAGCUUUUGAUUUGAUUCGAGUCGUUGGAUAGAGUUUUCGGAGAAUGGCGGGAGUAGCUAUAGUCCUGGAUCUAGUGCGGAAAUCCCAGAGCCGGGGCGGCCAAACCCUGCACUCGCACGGUUCUUUCUCCGCCGCCGUCUCAGCUUCGGCGGCCGCCGCCUCCGUGGCCGCCGCCGCUCCCUUUGCUGCUAGGGCUUUGUUUGGCAAUGGUGGAAGGUCAGUUGCAUAUUGUGAUGCUGGCAUAGCAUUAACUGAUGAGGAUUAUAUUUCCAGCUUAAAAUCUGCAUCUGGAAAUAUUUUUCAGCAUGAUUCUCUGCAGUACAGUACCAAAGAGUACUAUAUUGAGCUAAAACCCUUAUUCUCAGCUUUUGGAAUGCAAUCUUUCGCACUGACUUCAUUGAGGUCUUUCUUGUUAUUUUAUUUGCCUCUUUUGGAGCCUCGUUCAAACAUAGAAGAGGACGAUGAUGACUUCCUACAGGAUACACCAGAAGAAUCUCAUGUAGAUUUGGUUGUCCCUUUCAAGAAGUCAGUGAAGCAAAUUGCCCGUGAGACCACUGUUGUAACUACAAGACGGGUUCUGGAACGACUUGCUCUCCAUUAUGUCUCGCAGAGGAUGGCAUGGAAGCUUCUUAAAGAUGUUCCCAAAUCAGCUGCACGUAAGGCUGAAAGGGGGAUGCCAUCUUUAGCUUACUUUUUCAGCGUUAGCAGGACAACUUUCCGAGGGCAUCUUCUUGGAGUUGCAGCUUCGUGGCUUGUCCAAUUUGGAAUUGAAAUUUACCAUUUUUUCUCCGACAUGUUAAAGGAAGAGAACGAUAAAGCUGAUAGGACAGAAAGAGUCAUAGUUCUUGGGAAGAAGGUGUAUGGUACUACUGUAAGGUGCAGUGCUUCGCUGGUUUUUGCUUCGAUUGGAGCAGGAAUAGGUGCAACCCUCUUUCGGCCGUCAUCUGGUCAGUGGAUUGGCUGCGCUCUUGGAGAUUUGGCGGGGCCUGUCAUUGUAUCAUAUUGUUUCGACAAAGUUCUUCACACAGAACUUUGAAGCAUUAUCCUUGACACCUCCUUUCAAUAAGGCUGACUUAAUUUCUCUCUCAAAAUUUGCUGCAUUUACCAGAACCAGAACUUACUAAAUCAGGUUGUUGAAGAAGCAAAAACCUACAAUUCCUGGAGAUUCUGCCUUAAAUACCAUUAAUUUACUUUGCAUAGGAUAAAGGUAUUGACAACUGCUCUCCUCUUUGUCAUCAUACUCUCUUCAGUUUUGGAUCUUUUGGGGCUUUAUGAAAAUGUACAAUUAAUGGGCAGAUAUGGAGAAAACUGAAAUGGAUGGAGGCUUUACAAAAUUGUUGCAUUCUCAAGCUUUUGUUUGCAAGCUUAUGUUAUGUUAGUACACUGGUUAUUUACUGAUUUAUUGCAGGUGGGUCAGUUUAAUAUA
Diospyros lotus (date-plum) is the source of this 1633-nucleotide messenger RNA. RefSeq lists its product as uncharacterized. The coding region runs from base 251 to 1243 and encodes 330 amino acids. The transcript has 6 exons. Lineage: Eukaryota; Viridiplantae; Streptophyta; Magnoliopsida; Ericales; Ebenaceae. The record is from RefSeq and is a predicted model, not a curated record.